AUGAGGCGCUUGGUGUUUUUGUUGGCUGUGGUGCUGUGCUUCUUGCAUGGAGUCUGUGCCACGACCGCGACCGCGACAGCCAUUGCGACUUCCUCGGUUGGAGAAGGGCGAGCAUUUCAAUCUGACAGCGCUGCAGCGGUUUCUUCAACUGGGUCUUUGGAUGAGACAUCUAGUCUUGUGGUUCAGGCCAAUACGGUGACGACUCCGUCAACAUCAACAUCAACAUCAACACCAACGCCCUCGCCACCGCCCACCCAAAUCCAACAAUCCCAAUACCCAAACUCCACCGCCAUCUUCUUCCCACAACCACAACAACAGACCACCCCCUCCCCUCUCACCAAAGCUCGCAUCGUCGGCCUCGCCGUCGGACUCGCUAUAGCAGACAUACUCCUCGUAGGCCUAUGUCUCUAUUACUUCCUCCACCGGUGUCGAAACAACCUAUCCCUCCUCCGGCUUAAAAAACGGUUCGCGCGCGACAAGAACAGCAACGAAGACGUGGCCGAGUUGCGUGGGCCACCGGUGUAUGCGCAGGAGAGGGAGGAUGAGGGAGUGCAAUAUGAAGUUUAUGUUGAGCCUAGCGAGGUCCAGGGCACGAUUAGGAUAGAGGAACAGGGAAGGAGGCAAUAG
Pyrenophora tritici-repentis Pt-1C-BFP is the source of this 627-nucleotide messenger RNA. Lineage: Eukaryota; Fungi; Ascomycota; Dothideomycetes; Pleosporales; Pleosporaceae. The record is from RefSeq and is a predicted model, not a curated record.